Molecule: messenger RNA, 1338 nt
Organism: Aplosporella prunicola CBS 121167
Lineage: Eukaryota; Fungi; Ascomycota; Dothideomycetes; Botryosphaeriales; Aplosporellaceae
Exons: 5
Biological process (GO): glutamyl-tRNA aminoacylation
Molecular function (GO): ATP binding; glutamate-tRNA ligase activity; zinc ion binding
Source: RefSeq, a predicted model, not a curated record
AUGUCACUACUUUUACGCGUCACGUCGCGACGCGCUCCCUUUGUCUGCCGCUCUUGCUCUCUGCGCCAAACUCGAGCUAUCUCCGAUAGACCCAAAUUUCUCAAGGGAAUCAAAAAACAAGAAUAUGUUCCUGAGACGCCCGUUCGCACACGAUUCGCACCAUCACCGACCGGCUAUCUGCAUUUGGGGUCGCUGCGCACCGCGCUGUUCAACUACUUGAUAGCGAAGCGCACGAAUGGCCAAUUCCUGCUGAGGAUUGAGGACACAGAUCAGAAAAGGACAAUCCCAGAUGCAGAAGCGAGGUUGAUAGAGGAUCUGCAGUGGGCCGGAUUGCAGUGGGAUGAAGGACCUGGGGUGGGAGGCCCGUAUGGGCCCUACAAGCAAUCCGAACGAACCGAGAUCUACCAGGAUGCUGCCAAGCAGCUUCUGGAAUCCGGCCACGCCUACCGCUGUUUCUGCACCCCGGCUCGACUGAAGGAACUGGCGGAGCUACGAUCCUCAAUGGGCCUGCCUACGGAUUAUGACCGCCGAUGCGCCCACAUCGACAAGGCUGAAGCCGAUGACCGAGCCCACCGUGGAGAGACCAAUGUUAUUCGUCUGCGGGCGCCCGACAAAUAUCCCAGCUUCUAUGACAUAAACUACAACGUUGUGGGAGGCGCGACGAAGCCGGCUGUCAACAAUGCAAGCGAGUCGUACGAAGACCCGGUCCUGCUCAAAUCAGAUGGCUUGCCGACUUAUCAUCUUGCGAAUGUGGUGGACGAUCACCACAUGAAAAUCACCCACGUCAUUCGAGGCACGGAGUGGAUGCCCACGACACCGAAGCACAUAGCUCUGUAUGAGGCUUUCGGUUGGGAGCCACCAAGGUAUGCUCACGUCGGAUUGUUGACGGACAAGUUCGGCAACAAGCUGAGCAAACGAAACAUGGACAUUGACAUUGCUUCGUUCCGGAACAAGGGCAUUCUCGCUGACUCCUUGGUCAACUUUGCCGUCCUGCUUGGCUGGUCAUCCAAACAGCAAAAUGAGACUUUGACACUGAACCAACUCGCUGAAACGUUCACAAUGAAAUUCACCAAAGGCAACGCGAGGGUCGAAGAAGGCAAGCUGGAUUACUUCAACAGGCACCACAAGCUGCUGCGGCUCAGACCAGGGGACCCGCUCUUCGAGCAAGCAAAGGACGAGCUCGUCGCGCUGGUGGGCCAAAACGGGCACCCAGGAAUCGACCCCAGCAUCCUCAAAGACAGGGACGUACGUGGACACGUGCACGAGGCGCUCAAGUACUCAGCGCACAACUUCACGACGCCGGCCGACUUCCUCAAGACGCACGACUUCCUGUUCGAG